AUGUCGCAGAAAAGAGUGCCGCCACCUCUCCCUCCAGCGAGACGGUCACUGUCGGCCGCAAAUACUCUUAACAUUCCACCACCAUUUCCUACUUCCCAGCAUAAUCGUAUACCAGCAUUAGCAUCUCCUCGUAUUACAUUGAACUCUAGUUCUGAGGAUUUACUCCAAUCCGAACAAGCACAAUACACAGGACCAAUUCGAAAUUUAACACCAACAUCGACAGCCCCAAGUUCUCCCAUACUACCUGCAAAUAGUCGACCAUUCUAUGCUCCUGGGAGCCCUUCAUACUCCUCAGAGAAUCUUUUACCUCCCAGUAAAGGGUUUUCUAGUCAUAGGUUUCAAAACCAUGCGGUAGACCCUUCAGCUUUCGUCCCGGACUAUUUUAUCCACCAGGACAGUCGGGAUUCUUUCGAUUCUUUCGACAACCGCUCUGCACCUCGAGAUCCCUUCUCUACACCUCUACAUAGUCCCAUGCCAUGGGAUAUGAAUGAUAGCUUACGGCCUAGGACAAGGGAUUCUGACGAUGAUGCUAGCAUCUAUCCUAUGGGAGAAAAGUUUGAUAUUUUUACAAAUGUGGACGACUUGAUAGUAUAUCCAAGGGAUAUUGAGGCGGACGAUGAAUUACAUGCUCCAGAUGGAAAGAAGAUCGAUAGAGAUUUCAACUUUUGGAAUAAGAGAGGAAUUGUGAACCUCGGUGGGUUGGUUUUAUUGGUUGGUGGUAUUUUGUUCUUGUUUAUUGGAUAUCCUGUGAUAUUCUUCGUCCAAAACUACGUCCUCGAAUCGGACCGACCAGCGCCAACGGCUUCAUGUCGUGGUUCGGAAUGUCUUCCACCAAAUAUUCAGGAUCAACCACCGUUGAAAAACGCAAGAACAGGGUUGAUCGACCCAGAUACACCAAAAAGCGCCAUGACCCGAACUGCAUCUGACGGGAAGCAGUGGAACCUUGUUUUCUCCGACGAAUUCAAUGUUGACGGUAGAACAUUUUACCCUGGCGAAGAUCCGUUCUGGGAAGCUGUUGAUAUCUGGUACGGAGCAACACAGGAUUCUGAGUGGUACGACCCAAAUCAGAUAACUACUAAGGAUGGUGUUCUUGAAAUCACAUUUGACUCCUUCCCGACCCAUGGACUUCAAUACCGUUCUGGAAUGCUGCAGAGUUGGAACAAGCUAUGUUUCACAGGCGGGAUAAUCGAAGCUAGCGUAUCUUUGCCUGGGCGAGGAGAUGUUUCGGGCCUUUGGCCAGGUUUUUGGACUAUGGGAAACCUAGGAAGGCCUGGAUAUUUGGCAUCAACGGAGGGCAUGUGGCCAUAUUCGUACGAUGAUGUCUGCGAUGCGGGGAUCACGGCGAACCAGUCGUCGACGGACGGUAUCAGCGGAUUGCCGGGAAUGAGAUUACCAGCAUGCACCUGCAAAGGCGCGGACCAUCCAACUCCAGGAAAAUCACGCUCAGCUCCUGAAAUCGACGUCUUCGAAGCCAGUGUCAGUGUUAUCAACCAACAGGGUUCUAAAGUCGGAUCGGUCUCCCAAUCCGCCCAGUUCGCACCAUUCGAUGUAUGGUACCAGCCGGACUACGAAUACAUGGCUGUAUACAAUGCAUCGAUUACCACCAUGAACGAAUACCGUGGUGGUAUCUUCCAGCAAGCUAUCUCGGGUCUUACUAGUUUGAACAAUGACUGGUACGACGGGAAGAAAUACCAGACCUACGGAUAUGAGUACGAACCAGGUGCAGAUGGGUACAUCGAGUGGGACGUUGGUCGUCAGCCUACAUGGAGAAUGGAAGGGCCAUCUGUCAGGCCUAACGGAAAUAUUGGACAAAGGAUAAUCCCCAAGGAGCCAAUGACCGUCAUUCUCAACGUCGGUAUGGGCACAAGUUUUGCGUUCGUGGAGUGGUCAGAAAUAGAAAAACUCCUACCGGCGAAAAUGCGUGUCGACUGGGUUCGCAUCUACCAGCCUCCGGGCAAAGAAUCGGUAACCUGUGACCCUCCAGGUUACGAAACCACCCAAUAUAUCAAAGACCACCCGAUAGCCUUCAUGAACCCAAAUGUUACAACUUGGGAGGCCGCAAAUUAUACACGGCCCAAGAAUAGCUUCGAAAACACCUGCUAA
This is a messenger RNA of Orbilia oligospora ATCC 24927, 2103 nucleotides long. RefSeq lists its product as uncharacterized. NCBI's taxonomy places the organism in Eukaryota, Fungi, Ascomycota, Orbiliomycetes, Orbiliales, Orbiliaceae. Gene Ontology annotation, molecular function: glucosidase activity. The record is from RefSeq and is a predicted model, not a curated record. The coding region runs from base 1 to 2103 and encodes 700 amino acids. Gene Ontology annotation, biological process: (1->6)-beta-D-glucan biosynthetic process; fungal-type cell wall organization. The transcript has 5 exons. Gene Ontology annotation, cellular component: endoplasmic reticulum membrane; plasma membrane.